Trichomonas vaginalis G3 is the source of this 2304-nucleotide messenger RNA. Its product is annotated as ATPase activity, coupled to transmembrane movement of substances. Gene Ontology annotation, biological process: transmembrane transport; lipid transport. Lineage: Eukaryota; Parabasalia; Trichomonadida; Trichomonadidae. Bases 1 to 2304 code for a protein of 767 amino acids. The transcript has a single exon. Gene Ontology annotation, molecular function: lipid carrier activity; ATP binding; ATP hydrolysis activity. Gene Ontology annotation, cellular component: intracellular membrane-bounded organelle; membrane. The record is from RefSeq and is a predicted model, not a curated record.
AUGAAAGAACCCCUUCUCUUUGAUGCUCAACAUGUUGACAAGACAAGUCCAAAAGAAUCAUCGCAAUGGCGCAUUUAUAAAGCUUACUUAAAAAUCUUGUUUAACGUUCGUUUUCGCAAAUUUGGAUUUUAUAUUUCAAUUGCAGCUAGUGCAUUAUUGAUUUACCUAUCACUAAACUUCCAAAUAACACAAGGAUACAAACUUCCAAAAGAUUCUAAUGGUCAUUAUCAUGAAUUUAGAGAAUGGGGAUCCAGUCAAGACAUAUAUCCAAUCGAAUAUUAUCUAUAUGAUAAAAAUUUUGAUUAUGCUUUUUAUCCAAGAACGCAUUUAACCGAAUUACUUGCAAAUUAUACGAAUCAAUCUAAAAUAUUUGAUGAUGAAUCUGCAUUUGAAGAAUUUUCCAAGAAGCCUAGCACAUUUUCUCUCAGAGUGGAAGAAAAAUCGAAAAAUUCAUAUAAUAUUACUUCAAAAAUAUAUUAUUCAAAGGAAUCAUCAUAUUUUUGGAGAUAUGAAAUACAAGAUUUUCCAGAUUCAUUAAUAAAGGAGUUUAUAAAAGAAUCAUCUAACGUUACAUAUGAAUACUAUCCACUAUCAAUGACUGCAGUCCAAAAGACAGAUUAUCUUAUUGUUUUCAUUGAACGGUUUGUUUCAUUAGCAAUCACUAUUUCUUUGAUUGUUCCUUUGUUUGAAAUUUCAGAGGCCAGAGAGACGAAACAGCUUUUAUUAUUAAAGAUAUCAGGUGCUUACGAGACAACGAUUUUCUUUGCAAAUCUAACAAUUGAUUUAUUAGUUAUUACUUUCGAUUCAAUUUCGAUAUCAAUUGUUUUAUAUAAAAAAUCAUAUAAAGGAUCUAAUAUCAUUCCUAUCUUUAUCAUGGUUUUCUUCUUAGUAUUAUAUUAUUAUUCUUUCUUUUUGUGUUCAGUUCCUUUGUCAAUUAUUUCGAAAUACAAAAUUUAUUUCUCAGGGUUAUUCAUGAUUUUAAGUCUCUCGCCGCUCUUCAAUAUUACAAUGAAUAGCAAUAAUAAUUCAAUAUUAGAGUACGCAUCAAUUCUUUCACUUCUUCCUCAAUGGAUGUCAACAAUGUUCAUUGAUAACAUAAUGGUUUCGAGCGUUUUCAAUAUUCCUUUCACACUUAAGAACUUGUUAGUUAUAAUUCGAUGGAAAGACUCAUUGUACAUAUUAGGUAUCGCGAUUGGCUUUAUUUGUGCUUAUUUGUUUAUAUAUUUCUUAUUGAACAUUCUUAUGCCAAGGAAUUGUGGUUCUCCUCCAAUUGGUUUUCGUAACAUAUUUAAUUUAUCUGCAUGGAAAGAAUUAUUCACAUUCAAGAAGGAGCGAUUAGUCCAUAAUGAAAAUCUCAGAUUUAUCGAAAUUCGUGGUAUAGAUAAGACAUAUAGAAGUUCACCACCUGUCCAUGCACUCAAUAAUGUAUCAUUUAGUCUUGACAAAGACGAGACCAUUCUUUUGAUAGGACCAAAUGGAUCAGGCAAGAGUACAUUGUUGAAUGCGAUUACAGGAAGUAUCAGCAGUGAUCGUGGUUCUCUUCAAAUAUAUGGCCAUCAAUGUUCAACCGGUUUUAGUGCAUUGCAACAACACUUAGGAAUAUGUUAUCAAGAAAACAUCUUGUUCGAGGGCUUGAGUGUUUAUCGUCAUCUUGAAUUUUUCGGAACUAUCCGUGGCAUUGACUCUUUUCAUCUUCAAGAAGAAAUUGAACAUAUUGUUAGUCAUUUUGGUUUAGAAGGUCUUGAAAACAUGUCCGCGUCUACACUUAGUGGUGGUCAAAAGCGUAAACUCUGUGUUGCUAUCGCAUUCAUUGGUCAUCCAUCUCUUGUUAUAUUAGACGAACCUACAUCAGGUAUGGAUGCAAGCAUCCGCCAAGAAAUAUGGAAAUCGAUUUCUAGUUACAACGUCACAUCUAUUGUUAGCACACACUCUAUCGAAGAAGCAGGUAUUCUUUCUAACCGAAUGUUUGUUAUGCGUAAUGGUUCAUUGAUUUUCGAUGGUACUCCUAACGACUUGCGAAGUCAAUUCCACUGCGGCUACCGUCUCACACCAAUCUUUUCUCAAGAAAGUGAUAAACAAUACAAAACAGAUCUUGUUUCAUAUAUUCAAUCGAAGAUCGAUGGUGUUUAUCUUAGUCCAAUUCAUGAAGAUGACAUCAUGUUGCCCGUCUGCGAUGAAAUCACAGAACUUUUAGUUGAACUAGAAUCCAACAAAGAACGCUUCCAUAUCAACUCAUUCAACAUCAUUGUUGAACAACUUGAAAAUGUUCUUUAUCGUAUGUAUGCAGAUGAUGAAAACUUAUAA